UAACGAAAGCGGCUUCAGGAAUUGUAGGACGCUGAGAAUAAAUAUCAAGUCAUCUUCCCAUUUUCUUCCUUUCCUUUCCUUUCCCUUCUUCUUUUCUUUUCAUUUCAUCCCAUCAACAACUCAAAUCCUCUCACAAACUUCUCUCUACUUCUAAUAAAUAAAUCAACUUCAAAAAUAAAUCAUCUGAAGCCUCAAUCAAUCAAUUCCUCCUCUUCAUACACACCACACACAAAAUCACUCAUCAUGCCUAUCUCCAUCCCAAAAGCCGAAUCUCUCAAAGAUCUCUUUUCCUUAAAGGGAAAGGUGGUCAUCAUCACAGGUGCUUCCGGUCCUAAGGGAAUGGGUAUCGAAGCUGCACGAGGAUGCGCUGAGAUGGGAGCCGAUGUAGCUAUCACAUAUGCGUCCCGUCCCGAAGGAGGCGAGAAGAACGCCAAGGAAUUGGCAGAGACAUAUGGUGUAAAGGCCAAGGCAUACAAGUUGGACAUUGGUGAUUAUGCCAGUGUUGAGAAGCUGGUUGCCGAUGUGGUGAAGGAGUUUGGAAAGGUGGAUGCUUUUAUUGCAAAUGCUGGUAGAACUGCUGAUAGUGGUAUUCUUGAUGGAACCGUUGAGGCUUGUAAGUCUUUCUGAUGGAAUUUUAUUAUCAUGAACGUCGCUAAUUUGAUUCUAGGGAAUGAGGUUAUUCAAACUGAUCUUAAUGGAACUUUCCAUUGCGCAAAGGCUGUUGGCCAUCACUUCAAGGAGCGUGGAACUGGUUCUUUCGUCAUCACUGCCUCAAUGUCUGGUCACAUUGCCAAUUUCCCACAAGAACAAACUUCAUACAAUGUUGCCAAGGCAGGAUGUAUUCACAUGGCUCGUUCUCUUGCCAACGAAUGGCGCGAUUUCGCCCGUGUCAACUCCAUCUCUCCUGGUUACAUUGACACCGGUCUCUCCGACUUUGUCGACCAAAAGACUCAAGCUUUGUGGAAAUCCAUGAUCCCAAUGGGUCGUGAUGGUGAAGCUAAGGAGUUGAAGGGUGCUUAUGUCUACUUGGUAUCUGAUGCUUCAACAUAUACCACCGGAGCUGACAUUGUCAUUGAUGGUGGUUACUGCUGCAGAUAAUUGUAUUAUAUAUAUUUUCAUGACAUGAUUGGAUGAAGGAACGGACGGGACUGGAGUUUGCCACAAAUAAUGGCUGAUAUUUUAGCGAUAAUCAAUUGAAAUGAAAAGUAAUUUUUCUUGACAAUUUUCU
This is a messenger RNA of Sclerotinia trifoliorum, 1228 nucleotides long. The record is from the annotation of a GenBank genome assembly. Lineage: Eukaryota; Fungi; Ascomycota; Leotiomycetes; Helotiales; Sclerotiniaceae.